This is a messenger RNA of Hypanus sabinus (Atlantic stingray), 4790 nucleotides long. RefSeq names its product chymotrypsin-like elastase family member 2A. The transcript is spliced from 7 exons. The record is from RefSeq and is a predicted model, not a curated record. Gene Ontology annotation, biological process: proteolysis. Gene Ontology annotation, molecular function: serine-type endopeptidase activity. The coding region runs from base 263 to 1048 and encodes 261 amino acids. NCBI's taxonomy places the organism in Eukaryota, Metazoa, Chordata, Chondrichthyes, Myliobatiformes, Dasyatidae.
CAGGCCCUCCCAGCCUAACGAGCUGCAGCGCCCAGCGACCCACCGAUUUAACCCUAGCUUAAUCACAGGACAAUUUACAAUGACCAAUUAAUCUACUAAAUGGUAGAUCUUUGGACUGUGGGAGGAAACUGGAGCUCCUGGAGGAAACCCACGCACUCACAGGGAGAUCGUACAAACUCCUCACCGAUGGUACCCCGUGCUCCAUUAGCAUCAUGCUAACUGCUAUGCCUCUGGAUGUGGUGUUCCAGCCAUUCCACCUCUGAUGCACAGGAUUGUGGGUGGUAUGGAAGCUGUACCUCACAGUUGGCCUUGGCAGAUCUCUUUCCAAUAUCUGAAUAACAGCAGAUGGCAACACAAUUGUGGAGGAUCCCUCAUUGCUGACAACUGGGUAAUGACUGCUGCCCACUGCAUCCAUGAGAAUUGGACGUACCGGGUAGUGCUUGGCAAACACAAUCUCGAGGUUUCAGAAACGGAAUCUGUUGCAAUUGAAAUUGCCCCAAGGAACAUCUUUAUCCACAAAAACUGGAAUCCAUUUUUCCUUACCAAUGGGUAUGACAUUGCACUCAUCAAGUUGACCAGCCCUGUGACCCUAAGUAAGGAGAUUGAUGUGACCUGUAUUCCGAAAGCUGGAACACUUCUUCCCAAUAAUUAUCAGUGCUAUGCCACAGGAUGGGGUAGACUCUACACCUUUGGUCCCAUUCCUGACAAACUCCAGCAAGUUCCUUUACUGGUCGUUGACCAUGCAACCUGCUCCAAAUCAGAUUGGUGGGGCGACAUAUCCAAUAAGUUGGUGUGUGCUGGCGGAGAUGGUAUUACUUCCACAUGCUUAGGUGAUUCGGGCGGACCCCUGAACUGCCGGGGUGCUGAUAAAAGAUGGGAAGUGCAUGGCAUCACCAGCUUUGGUUCAGCUUACAGUUGCAACCUCAAGAAUAGGCCCUCCGUCUUCACCCGUGUAUCUGCCUUCAAUGACUGGAUUUCACAGGUACAUUAUCACUUAAUUAACAGCCAUUAUAAAAGAGACACAAAUACAAUAGUUCUGGAUUCAUGAAAAACCAAACAUCUGCAACUGCUUUAAUUCACCUUGAUUUAUUUCAUCCAAUUCCAGUCAAGUGUCUAAAGGAGAAUGUGGACUGAUUUCUCUUUUUGCCCAAUACCCUACACUAAGCUGCAGCUAUACAAGACAACCAAUGUGAUUUUUAAACCACACGUAACAAUGCUAUCCAGCAUGUUUAAAAAGCACGGAGGGCUAGGAUAAACCAAAACUCUGUAGCGUGCAUUUCACGGAAUGGUUAAGUGCUUUUCUUUCAGUGACAUGUUCUGCAGCUAGUUAGAUGGUUGAGAUUUGUAUGAUUUGGUAGAUGGAAAAUAGGCAAAUAAUUGUCGGGAUUUUUUGUGUGCAUCUACUGUGUUCCCAAGUAACUUCAAUCUGCAACCUUUUAAUACCAUUCUGUGCUAAAACAUUACCUGAUAAAUGGACUUGUCAUUAAGGUCCAGUCAACCUGCCUUCAUGUACAUAAAGCACAUAUCUCUUGCAAAACACUAUUGCAUUUGCUUAUUUUGUGCUAUUUCCAACAUGGACAAAACGUCUGCAGAAUAUCAGGGUAUAUGGUUCAGUCAGGUUAAAAUAUGGUAAAUUUACAUGCAAACCAAAAAUCUGCAGUUCUCCAUCUACUUUUUAAACUUGAUGGCAAAGUGCAAAUUAAAUACUGUAACUCAAUUAAAUACAUUAUGACAAUAGUGUACUCAUGCAGGGUGUUCUGAAAAACGAGCAUGCCAGCAUAGAGAAUACUUUUGGUAAUAUCUGCUUUUACUUAGCUUUAAGCAUGAAAUGAUUGCUAAUUAAAGUUUCUCAGCCUAAAUUCGAUUCCCUUAGUCUUGUUUAUCCAGUUCUUUUCUGUAAUCUUUCAUAACCAGAUUCCUGCUCAAGUACAGCUUCACAGCCCUUAGUGUUUGUUCUUUAGGCACUGGUUGUCAUUGAACAGCGGCAGUUGAUACAACCACAAAGAACACUGCAGUCCAGCUGAAUGUAGUAGCCACACUCAAUCAGCAGGUGUCACUGACAAGGAGCAGAACCCUUGGUUAAAGGCUGGUAGCAAUUAAGGCACAGCAUAAUUUAGCUAAAACAGUUCAGAAGUGAUACCAGGCAUAAAUAUAGUUUUUGUAAAUUUUGGACACGCAAUUAUUUGUUAGGGUUGGGGAGUUAGCUCCUAGUUUCCAAAAUGGACUGUUGACUCAAUAAAUACAGAUAUAGGAGACACAAACACCUGUGACAGAAUCAAUUUUGUAGUAUCUGAUUGUUCAGGAAAGGAGUUGCAUUUCAUUGCCACAUCAAAGUAAUCAUCUGUUUUAUUUCACAGAUUAUGGUAAACAACUGAAGUCCACAGGGAUGAAAUAUAUUAUUCAGUCUGCCAUAAGUCAAUAAAAACAUUAGCUUAUACUUGUUUUCUUAGUCCUUGUUUUUUUAAAUUAAUGGUUUUUAUAUAUAUACGCACGCACACACACACACAACAUGCAGAUAGAUCUGAAAGAAGCUAUUGCAGGCCAUUCUCACCGUUAGCAUCCUUAGUCAGUUUUUGUAUCCAGUAGACUGGAAAUAAUUUCCUGCUAAGUCGUACUGCUAUUCUUCAGGAGGUAGGAUUAGGCUUUGUUGCACAGAAGUACAAUGUCAAGAAUGACAAUCUACCAGUAAACUUGCCCUUGAAUUAAUUAAAGCGAUGAAUUUCUUUCAUCCAAUCAAGUGCAGAUCUCUAAGUAGGCUAAAUUUAGAAUGUGUGGAGUGUAUAGCAUCAAAACAUAUCAGCUUCACGUUCACAUUAGUUAUUGUUGACUGGUUUCAUAGAGUUGCAAUUUAUGAUUUUUAUACCUGAGGAGAGAAGAUAGUUUGGGAUAUUAAAAAAAUUCCUGUUUACUAAUCAGAUGCCUGGUCGGAAAGCCAAUUGUACAAGUUAGUGGUCACAUUUCUUCCAUUUCCUCUUCUUAAAAUUGCAGAGAAAGGCCAUUUGCAAAUUACAGUCCCAAACCUCUCCUUCAAUGGCAUUCUAUCCUCCUCAGCCUUUGGCAUUUCAGUUACCAUCUCAGGCUUCAGUCAUCCAAAGCUUCACCAUUCCCCCCCCUCCCCAACAUUCCUGCAAUGUAACUUUCUUGAUUACUAUUCCAAGUGGCUCCCAACAACUUCCAUAUACUUCACCCACGUUACCAGGAAAACAGUUCACUAAUAUCUGCAAUUCCCACCCAGACUGUUAUUCGAGACCCAAAGCAAUGUUGUUGACUCUCAAACGUCUUCAGAAAUGAUCUAGCAAGUCAUUCUGUCCCAAAUGCCAGAUGAGUAAUAACUGUCUGCUCCAACAGCUAUACUAAAUUCCAUUAUGCAAAAUCCUUGGAUAUUCUCACAACUUUCUGUCCAUCACCAGAAUCGCUCAUCCAUUACAGCAUUAUUCCCUUCAUAAUAAUAACCCAAUUACAUUAGCUUUUCUUCAUCAAACACCCCUAUAAAUCUCACACUAAACCCGAAUCUCUCAAAACUAACCCAAUUACUGUUCUGCUGACCUGUAGAUCACAGCAGCUGACUUGCAAGUCUCCUACAGAAUGCUUCAUUCCACAACAAUGAUAUCCUGUGGCUGAGAAAUGUGACAUGAUGCCUUGGUUACAUACAAAGUGAGAUGUCAUAAUUAGCCCACCCAAAAAUCACUUCUACCAGGCCUUACCACGACACUUGGCAUGUUCUUUCCCCCAACUUAAUCCCAGGACAUUGUAUUACACUUUCUCAAAGCUAGCAACCUCAGUCUAUCCCCAUCCAAAUACAAACCUCUUAUUGAUUCAUUUGCACACAGACAGACAAAUGGGCAAAGCUAACUCAAAGCCAUAAAAAUAAUGAAAACCAUAUGACUCAAGUUCUGCAACAAGAUGAUCAACUGAGGAGAUGGUACAGAAGAUUAUUAGGAUGUCUGAUGUUACAUUGCAAUACAAUCAAUUAAAAUAUUUCCUGUGAAAACACAGCAGACAAAUUGGACUUGGUUUUCACAAGUAAAUGAACACAUUCCUUUUCCAAAGUUGCAGAGACUGAAGUCAAUGUUAGAUGAACACUCAAAUGUUUGGAUUCUCUCAAUCCAAUACAAUUUCUGGGCCAAUAUUUCUGUCGAGUCAGAUCUUCAGGACAAAAGUACGUAAAGCGCUCUUUAAAUUUUAGAUUUUUAAAAAACCGAGUAAUCCUUCCAAAUUCAGCAGCUGUAAGUAAAUCAACCAGGGCAAGAACCAAAUCCACAGUCUCACACAGUGGAAGGAAACACAAGGCAAAAUUUAUUCAAUUUAUUGCAGAAAAUACAAAAGUAAAAAAAGAAAAAAGGUUUACAGCACUGAACAGGCAACUAAUUUGCUACAAAAUCACUUUCUAAACCUAAUGAUGCCAAGAAGCUAGUCACUAUUAACCAGAAUGAAAAGGAGAUGUUCCCUCCCCACCCAUCCAUCUUACUAAACAAGCUGACAGUUCAUCUCUACUUGGAAAAUGUCAAAAAUUUGCAAAUAUUCAAUUUUAUUAGUAGUUUUGAGAUGACUGGGAAGCCAUUAAACAGUGGAAUUCCCUAGGCACAAUAGUAACACAAUGAACAAUUCAGAAUUGUUCUCCUUUGGGGUAACAGCUGAAGGAGGACAAAAAAAAUUCCAAGCCCCUAUACCCCCAACAAUUCUUCCCUGCAAAAGCAUUUUGUGCUGUUGUGAGGUUUAAUGAGAAGAGUUUGAACAACAAUAGUUUCAAGUCUUGGUCAACAUCUAUUCCAAAACACUUUUUUUUUAAA